AUGUUCUUUGUUAACAGUGUGCUAUUACUGUGUGUGUCGACAUCUCUGGGCGUGAACAUCGAGCGCGGCGGCUGGCUGGAUCGUUUGGUUCACUACCACAAGAACCGGCUCUUCAAUGAGCUGAAGGAAUUGCCGCCUAUCAAGAUCAAGGCCUCUAUCGUCCAAGCGCCGUUGGGCUAUAGGGACGCGGAGGGCUGGGAUGUGGAGCAGGUUCUGCGGCUGCUGUCGCUGCUGCAGCGCGGCGUGGCGCGCCCCGUGCUGCGUUACCUGCGCAGGUCUAUGCCACGCAGACGGUUCAUGAAGUUUGCCGACACGUUCCUAGCAUUCCCCAGUUUGGCGCUGGAUCACCCGAAUGAUUUCUACUACGACGUGGCGUCUAACGAGUUUAACGGCGAGGAGGACCAGUGGGGUCCCAGGGAGAUCACGGACGAGUCCAUCAUCGUGGUUUCCAACCCAACGGAGGCGCGCCUGCCCUCCGCACAGAUCAGCGUCAAGUUGCUCAAAGAGAUUUUGGAGGCUAGAGCAAUAGCUGCGAGGUAUAUACCGACACCUAAGAAAGUCAUUAUGUGGAAGCCGAUGUCAACUAAAAGCACAGUAGCUGAUGCAGGCACCGCGGCGCCUGACGCUGGCGGAGGAACAGGCGGCGGGCAAGGAACAACACUCCCAGCCACUCUAACAUCAUAAAUUGUUUAUUUACUUAAACAACACUGGGGUAAAAUUACACCAGGGUA
Messenger RNA from Papilio polytes (common Mormon), 731 nucleotides. RefSeq lists its product as uncharacterized. The transcript is spliced from 7 exons. The record is from RefSeq and is a predicted model, not a curated record. Lineage: Eukaryota; Metazoa; Arthropoda; Insecta; Lepidoptera; Papilionidae. Bases 1 to 684 code for a protein of 227 amino acids.